UUCGCCAUUUGGAUAAGGAGUCUUGACCAGCUGUUACAAUGGCGGAAGUGACGGGACGUUCAUCCACCCCGUUGUCUGAUUCCUCUUUUAUGGGAGAACGAAGGGUCCCAGGAAGCCCUGUAUCAGACUUAGAUUCCGAGGUCGAAUCUGUAACCCAUCAUCCCAACAGAGAAGACCUCAAACCAAAAGCCAUGCGUCCAGAGAAUGAUAAAGGCUACACAAAGGCAGUAAAACAGACUUAUGAAGAACACACUCCUGGAGCUGUUUCUGGUGCCAUCAGACACUUUCAUUCGGAUUCUAGUUCUUCCUGUUCAUCUGAAGACACUUAUCCAGCUAAACCAGUGUUCCCCAUCCAUCAGUACCCCCACAGCAGAGAUCGUUGUGCAAGAGACUCUUCCUCAAAUGUGUUUGAUGGUCAGUAUCUACCUCAUUCAGUUCGUGCUGGAGAAACAACAGAGAAGUCAUCCACUGUGUCCACGGCUCCAUCUUACCAAAGACCUUCGUUCCUAAUCACAGACAUUCUUGCUGAUAUUCCUGGAGUGGUCAAGCGUCCGUGUCCAGAAAUAACCCGCAGAAAAGAUAGUAUAUCCAGCAGCACCUACCCUCAUGAAGACUCGGAUGACUCGGAUGAUGACGGGUCAACAUUCAAAGAUGACGGAGAAAAAGAUGCUAAUGGUUCUCCCAUAAUGCUCUACAAGUCAAAAAAGCCCCGAAAGGCCCGAACAGCAUUUACCGAGCACCAACUACGGUGUUUGGAGAAAAGUUUCGACCGCCAGAAAUACCUCAGUGUCCAGGAUAGAAUGGAACUGGCCACGAAACUCGGACUCACUGACACACAGGUCAAGACAUGGUACCAGAACCGAAGAACAAAAUGGAAGCGACAGACAGCUGUUGGAAUAGAACUACUAGCAGAGGCUACCAACUACGCUGCAGUUCAACGCAUCAUACAGACCAACCCCUACUGGUCUCAACUCUACCCCCAGGCUGCUAGCGUCGUGUCCAGUCUCGAGUCUGCCUACCUCCGCCAUAACAUGGGGGUGCUGGGAACGCCACGCCCACCCCUCAGCGGGCUCUACCUGCCAUCAGUAGGACACCCUCUGGGACAUCUUCCAUCUUCUACCACACUGGAGAAACCCAACUAGUUGACAGGGUAGAACAGAUGGAAAAUGCUACUGCUCCACAAGGUGCACAUGCUCAACAUUACAAGUCAAUGUACAGUGGUAUGGUUAUCAGUGCAUUGUGGUGCAAUUAAUUAUUCACUGCCAUUAGAUUGACAAAGUGUGACGUCAAACAUGGGGAAUGACGUUCCUGACGGCUGAUGUAUCCCCUCCAUAGGGAUGUAUACAAGAAUGCACGGCAGUGAUCAGAACAAUGACGCUGAACCGGUAACACUGUUCUGAAAGAGUUCUAAAGAUUAAGUUGUUCUGCAUUUAUUGACCAGAUUGCAUUGUGCUCCAGCGGUUGACCAGAUAACACUGUUCUGCAAUGAUUGACCAGAUAACACUGUUCUGCAAUGGUUCUGAAGAAUAAGUUGUUCUGCAUUUAAUGACCAGAUUGCAUUGUGCUCCGGCGGUUGGCUAGAUUGCAUUUAUCUGCAAUGAUUGACCAGAUUGCAUAGUUCUGCAAUGGUUCUGAAGAAUAAGCUGUUCUGCAUUUAAUGACCAGAUUGCAUUGUGCUCCAGCGGUGACCAGAUUGCAUUGUGCUCCAGCGGUGACCAGAUUGCAUUGUGCUCCAGCGGUGAUCAGAUUGCAUUGUGCUCCAGCGGUGACCAGAUUGCAUUGUGCUCCAGCGGUGACCAGAUUGCAUUGUGCUGCAGCGGUUGGCUAGAUUGCAUUGUGCUCCAGCGGUGACCAGAUUGCAUUGUGCUCCAGCGGUGACCAGAUUGCAUUGUGCUCCAGCGGUUGGCUAGAUUGCAUUUAUCUGCAAUGAUUGACCAGAUAACACUGUUCGGCAAUGAUUGACCAGAUAACAUUGUUCUGCGAUGAUUGAACAAGUGUUCAUUAUUCCUCAGCUGUUGACGACAUAACAUUGUGUUGUUAAUGUGGACUAGACAACAUUGUUCUGUAUUGAGUACUAGACGACACGCGUUGAAAUCAACACGUCUGUUAUAAUACAUUCUUUGUGUGUGUGAUGGAGUCAUAUUUGGUGUCUCUCGUUUAAUAUGUACAAGAAACGGUAUGGUGAUGGUGAUGGUUGACACAGUGUUAUUGGGAUCCGUUAUAAAGUCAAGUUUUACUUCCAAUAUCUUCGCAUUUCUUCAACUAAAUGUUAUAUGAUUAAAGGGAAACUUAAGUUGACACAAUCAGCUAGAGCUCUCUCACAUUAAUAACACUUUGUUUAAAUAUAUAGGUAAUAAUAUUUGGGUGUGUCUUGUAUUUUUUAUACGGUGGCCUAAAACAACAACCCAAACGGAGCAGUUAGCUUCACGCUAAAAAUACAGUUCUUUCUAAAAGGAUUUUCAUUUCUCCUUUUUAAUUGAAUGAAGUUACUUAAGGUAAUAUCUGAUCCGUAGUGGGGUAAUGGGAUGUGUUAGGGUUCGGGGUCAGAGGAUAAGGGUGGUAAUCUCAUUCGUCGUCUAAUUGUAUCCUGCCACAAAACCUAAUUCCUUUUCAAUCUCAUUAGAGAAAUAUGUAACGCAACAAUCCAAACAAACAAUAUGUUUAUAUCUAUUCUCCUCGUGUGAAAGAGUUUCUUCUGUCUCACGCUACAGUAACCACAAUGUCUGUCAAUACAUUUUCAGACCAAUUAUACGUAGCAAAUAAUAUACCCUGUGUAGGAAAGUGUCCCCCCAAGGCCCAUUGCCCUCUUAGCGGAAAACACCAACCCAGCUUUAAGAGACGGAUCUCAUUUACCUGAACAGUAUUUACCUCUGACGUGGUUGCAGAUUGCCACGGCUCUAUAUGGUUAAAGAGGAGAAUAUUACAUGGAUAUGAAUUAUCCUUUGUACUGACUAUACACACACUGGUAUAUGACACUGGUAAUGUUUGAGGUCAUAUCGUGAAGAAAACACCAUGGCGCAAAGAAAGCAAUGGGUUUAAGUACAUUGUACGAAGUGUGUUAGCAUUGGAAAGGCAUGUCACUCAAAGCCAGCUAAAUUAUUUUUCCUCAUUAAAUACCAUAUUGAGUGACUGUUGACACAUUGGCGACUGAAUACACACAUAUUCACAGACAUUUACCCAAAUGAUAAUUAUUUAUUUGUCCUGUAUUGGAGGAAAUAGUUAUAAAAUAUAUAA
Messenger RNA from Haliotis rufescens (red abalone), 3234 nucleotides. Its product is annotated as barH-like 1 homeobox protein. The record is from RefSeq and is a predicted model, not a curated record. The coding region runs from base 39 to 1142 and encodes 367 amino acids. NCBI's taxonomy places the organism in Eukaryota, Metazoa, Mollusca, Gastropoda, Lepetellida, Haliotidae. The transcript has 3 exons. Gene Ontology annotation, molecular function: DNA binding; DNA-binding transcription factor activity, RNA polymerase II-specific. Gene Ontology annotation, biological process: regulation of DNA-templated transcription.